AUGUGGAAGUUUAUCUUAAAAACAGUGAUACUGCUGUCGUGUGGAUUCACCCAGGCGGCUAUUCUAAGCAAAAACAAACCCAUACCUUGGUCAUUACCAGAAUCAGUGACUGGGAUAUCAAAACUGUCCAUUGAUUGUUCGGGAAGACUCUAUAAAGUUAGCACAUCUCCAUCACACUGUUCCCACUGCUUCGGCGUCAUUCCGGCAGGUACAGGUACGUAUUCUUUGUUCUACGCUGCACGAAAUGGAGCUUCACUGGACUACGACACCGUCAACCUCUACACCUUCAGCAUGAGCUGCGAUGACGGGACAACAGACCCUACUACCGGAGAUGUGAUCCUGCAUGUUAUUCCCAACUUCCCACCAUCCUUCCAAGAUACCUCAAGUAUCAUGACAGUGUCGUCAGCCACGACAGCAGGUGGACAGGUUUAUGAUCCCAAACCGCAAGAUGAAGAGAAUGAUCAACUUACCUUUUCUCUCGAGGAAAGUCCAAAUAAUGGAUUUUUCCAAAUUGACGCGAAUGGAGUAGUUCGUGCCAAGAAGAGCCUGAACACCUUCUGCAGUCAGGAGACUUUAAUGAUAACAAUGGAGGAUGGGUCGAAUCCACCAGUAAACAAAACAAUAACUAUGGAUCCAGGAGGAAACACCAAACCAACUUUAAGAGAUUGGAAUCGAGUCAUGACCAUUCCUGAAAACACAGUACUGGAAUUACCCAUAACUGACAAUCUUGGUACUGAUGGUAGUUGUAUUCUUACGGUCAACCCACCAGAAUACUCCGCCUAUUUCGAUUCUACGUCGCGGUGUCCACAAGGUGCUGCUUCCAGAAUAAUUACACCAGCUGGAGGCGAGACAUUUAACUUCGAAGUCCAUCCACCCGUUAACAUUUCCUUGGUACUUGACAAUGGAAAUUGUCCGGCAGAUGCAAUAUGGGUGUACUUAAAAUGGACUGACGUUCCCGACCCCCCGACACUAACUCUGAAUAGAAUGGACUUCUUAACAAAAGAAGGACUUAUUGAGAUCGAACCAGAGUAUGAGAUCAAGGAUGAUGACAACCUGGAUAAGCACGUCUAUUCCUUUGUAGACCCCGAUAAAUCGAAUCCAAAUUUUAAGAUCGACCCGGACACUGGUCGAAUAUACACUCCAAAAUACUAUGAGAUGAAUUGUGACAAAGAUAAAGACGGGUUUAUAUUUGAAGUGCAGGUCACAGAUCAAAAUGGAAAUGUAUCGGAACCACCUGUUAAAGUCAAGCUGAAUCUAACAGACGUCAAUGAUCACAGACCACGGUUCACACGACGAUUUGAUAUAACUCCUUCCGUGUACGCAGAUUGUAUUCAGCCGUUCAUACUAGUUGACCUGUCGGACGACGUAACGGAUGAUGACUGUGAGAUAACAAACAGAGCAGUUGAAUUCGUAGAAAUUUCAUCUGGAAGUCUUUCAAUCUCGAAAUAUGGAAUUGUUCGAAUUACCAAGCCUCCCAUAGCAGGUCGGGUAGACAUUUUAACCAUCCUAGCCAUAGACAAAGGAGAACCACCACUAUUGAGUGAAACAGAGACCAUCUCGAUCCUGGGCUACCCGUGUCCAACAACACCACGACCUGUAGUUUACGAACCAGACCACACUCACAAUAAUAACAACAACGGGAAUAACAAUAACAUUGAUAAUAACAAUAAUAAUAAUGACAAUUACAACAAUGGGAAUAACAAUAACAAUGGAGUAACAAGUAUUGUAGCUACCGUGGCACCCGUGGCACCUGUGGCAACUUGCUUCUUCGACUAUCCGGGGAACGUUGCUUCGAUUGUUUUGGCUGCAAUACUGGGCCUGCUGUUGCUGCCUCUACUUCUGUACUUAUGCUGCAGAUUUUGUGGCAAUGCUUGCUACAAUUGCCGAAAUCCACCUUUGAAAACCAACAAGAUCAAACCCAAUAAACUUAGUGGAGACGGUAAAGGUAAAGCUGAAAAGAAAAAACCGGAAGAAGGAAUGGCCGAAGAAGGAGAGGUUGUGACUAGCAAGAAAUCAGCUUUGGUUGAAAAUGGGUACUCUAAUGCUGAAGCUGGUGGAAGUGGUGGUGGUGGGUAUUCCUCAGAAAAUGGGGGAGGUGAAGGAGUCGUGGUCGGAGAUGCUGAAGGAGGAAAAACCAACGACGGUUAA
Lottia gigantea (owl limpet) is the source of this 2148-nucleotide messenger RNA. RefSeq lists its product as hypothetical. The record is from RefSeq and is a predicted model, not a curated record. Gene Ontology annotation, biological process: homophilic cell-cell adhesion. Bases 1 to 2148 code for a protein of 715 amino acids. NCBI's taxonomy places the organism in Eukaryota, Metazoa, Mollusca, Gastropoda, Lottiidae. The transcript is spliced from 11 exons. Gene Ontology annotation, cellular component: membrane. Gene Ontology annotation, molecular function: calcium ion binding.